AUGGACGACUCCCAAGCAGCCUUUGUCCAAUAUCCUUCCUACUUUGAAAUCGAUAUGAUGAAGCGCUCUAUGGAAACCGCUGGUGGCCCUGAUGCUAAAAAAGCGCGUUGGUCUCCCACUUCCGCCUUUUCUGCUCAAAACAACGGCACGGCUGUUCAAAAUAACUCGUCUCGCAGCGAUGCUUUCGCCAACUAUGGCUACGGGCCCAACGCCAACAUCGCACAACCCGCGUUCAAUAGCUCCCAGGCCAACGGGGCCUCGUUUGCUGGCAGUCCCCUAUACUCGACCCCUUCUCUUGCGGUCAACACUCAGACUAACGGGAAUGUGAUGAAUGCUCAGCUUAGCCCCAACACAGCAGCAGCAUUUGCCGUUCAACAACAGCAGCAACAGCAGCAACAACAGCAGCAGCAACAGCAACAGCAGCAAGGCAGCCCUAAUGGCACCUACAACGCCUUCAAUGCUUACAACAUGCUGGGUAUGGGUAUGCCGGGCAUGGGAAUGCUCGGUAGUUUCCCGUACAACGGGCAAAUGGGUAACUUCGCCCAGAACUUUGCCCAGCAGAGGUUGCCUUCGCUCAACCUGAACAUUCCGUCUGCUCAAGCCGGGGCCUACUCUCCCGUCGCGCUCACUGCCGCACUAAAUGCCUCGUCCAAUGCUACUGGUCGUACGGUAUACGUCGGCAACCUCCCCGCGACCGCCUCUGUUGACGAACUGUUAAACCUUGUCCAUUUCGGCCCUCUCGAAUCAAUUCGCGUCUUGCCGGAGAAGUCGUGCGUCUUCCUCUCCUUCUUGGACGGCGCCACCGCUGCGGCGUUCCAUGCUGAUGCGACCAUUAAAAAACUGUCGCUCCAUGGCCAAGAAUUGAAGAUUGGUUGGGGAAAGCCAUCCCCAGUACCAGCUCAGGUUGCCCUGGCCAUCAGCCAGAGCAACGCCAGCCGAAACGUCUACGUUGGCGGUUUGGACGAGGGCAUGACGGAGGAACAGCUCCGCGAUGAGCUGAGCCGAUUUGGUCUUAUUGACCAAGUGAAGAUUGUCAGAGAUAAGAACAUUGGAUUUGUUCACUUCUUGAGCAUUUCCAUUGCGACCAAAGUUGUAAACACCCUGCCUACAGAACCCGCUUGGGCAGGCAAACGUGUCAACUACGGCAAAGAUCGAUGUGCAUACAUCCCCAAAUCGCAGCAGGCCGCUGCCCAACAGGCACAGGCCGCCGCGGCUCAGUCGCUCGUCGCACAACAAGCGAUGUCUCCCCAGCAGGCGAACUUUGCUCCGUUCAAUAACUACACUGGCGCGCCAUUCACGCCAGUCGACAUAAUGGGCGCGGGCAACAUGGCGAAUGGCAUGGGUGUACAGGCAAUGAACAGGACGGUGUACCUUGGAAACAUUCACCCCGAGACAACCACGGAGGAUUUGUGCAAUGCUAUUCGCGGAGGUGUAUUGCAGAGCAUUAGGUAUAUGCAGGAUAAACACAUUGCUUUCGUGACCUUCGUCGACCCUGCAGCUGCAUUCACAUUCUUCCAGGUGGCGUCGUAUCAGGGCCUGACCCUGAACAACCGCCGCCUGAAGAUCGGUUGGGGCAAGAACUCAGGACCGCUCCCACCGACACUCGCCCUCGCUGUGCAUUCUGGCGCCACGAGGAAUGUGUACAUUGGCAAUGUCGAGGACUACGAGGCAUUCACUGAAGACAAGCUCAAGCGUGACUUUGGAGAGUAUGGGGAUAUUGAGCUGGUCAACUUUUUGAAGGAGAAGAAUUGCGCGUUCGUCAACUUUACGAACAUUUCGAACGCCAUCAAGGCGAUUGAUGCAAUUAAGAACAAGCCGGAGUACGCUAACCUGCGCAUCGCGCAUGGGAAGGAUAGGUGCGCGAACCCACCUCGUUCUGGACCGCAAGGAGGGUCUGGAGCGAAGCGCAUGGCGAGCGGCAACGGCGCAAACGGUGGAGAUGCUAUGGGUGUCGGCCUUGGCGUUGGCGCCCUGGGUGAUGGAAACGACGACGCGGACGCCGCGUUUUUGAACGGAGAUGACGAACAUGUGGAUAUGCAUGUGGACGGCAUCCAGACUAAUGGUGCCACGCUCUAA
Molecule: messenger RNA, 2076 nt
Organism: Psilocybe cubensis
Lineage: Eukaryota; Fungi; Basidiomycota; Agaricomycetes; Agaricales; Agrocybaceae
Exons: 6
Coding region: 1-2076 (691 amino acids)
Biological process (GO): mRNA splicing, via spliceosome
Cellular component (GO): cytoplasmic stress granule
Molecular function (GO): mRNA binding
Source: RefSeq, a predicted model, not a curated record